Messenger RNA from Coregonus clupeaformis (lake whitefish), 2321 nucleotides. RefSeq names its product AT-rich interactive domain-containing protein 3A. Bases 292 to 2181 code for a protein of 629 amino acids. Gene Ontology annotation, molecular function: DNA binding. Gene Ontology annotation, cellular component: nucleus. The record is from RefSeq and is a predicted model, not a curated record. Lineage: Eukaryota; Metazoa; Chordata; Actinopteri; Salmoniformes; Salmonidae. Gene Ontology annotation, biological process: regulation of transcription by RNA polymerase II. The transcript has 9 exons.
CUGAAGAGGUCAUUCUGACUAUAAGGCCGAUCCUUCGUCUGAAGAGGUCAUUCUGACUAUAAGGCCGAUCCUUCGGCUGAAGAGGUCAUUUUGAUUACAGUUGCCACUUGUUGCCAAAACCUUCAGGGCGUCAAGACUUGAUCACCGCUACUACAUUUAUACCCAUUAUUCUGUUUGCUCCAAUCGAGACACGGAUCUCGAUGUUCAAUCAGGAUUCAGGAAUACUCCCACAUCUAAUAUCGAAAGGAGAUACUUUGUGAACUGUUUGAUAUUUCGGUCUGAUCUAACGACAUGGUUGAUAACACCAGUAUAGCAACUAAAUCUGCUUUGCAAGCAGCGUUCUCCUCGGCCAGCAACCUCCCCCUGCUCGUCUCGUCUGCCUCGACACCCAGCCACUUCCCCGGCUCACAUUCACAGUCCCACCAGCCCAACAGCGGAGGCAUGAAGCUAGAGGCGGUCAUGGAAAACCUCCAAAGACAGCAGGCUGCCCGCCUGGCGCUAGAAGAGAAACUCCGGCAGGCCGAGAAAGAGAAAGACCUCCGCUCCAUGGUCGAGUCCCAGAUCCACCAACAAGCCCUCGCCUUCCGCCACUACCAGGCAGCGGUCCGGGUCGCUUUCGCUGCGGGAAUAGCGAACUCUUCUCCCGGGUUGGCGAGCUCCGCUGAACGGGAACCAAUUCUCCCUCACAGUCUUUACGCUCGCAGGCACUCGGCCAAAGCCGACGACUCCGAUAUGGACGAUGAUCCAGAGGGCAUGGACCGAGGUAUGGAUGAUGACGACCUGGAUCUGGAUGGAGAUGAAAUGGACAACGAGGGAGUCGUGGAUGAUGAGGAUGAGGAGGCCAUGGAGGGGGCUCUCAGCCACUACCAGCCCCGCCACCCCAUGCACCCCGGGGCGGGACACUCGCCAAAGGACAACCCGGUACAUCUCAUGCCCAGAGACCCUGCGUCUUUCGCUGCGCCCCAGCAGUCAGAGUCCCCGGGCGGGAUGGCACCACAGUCUCAGCAUCACGAUUGGACUUACGAGGAGCAAUUCAAACAGUCAGGACAAGGCAGUGCACCAGAGAGGAAGCUGGGAAAUUCAAGUGUCGGUAUCGGUGGAGGCUCCUCGUCUCUGAUUCAGGAGCUGUACGAGUUGGAUGAUGAUGUCAAGAGGAAAGAGUUUCUUGAUGACCUCUUCAGUUUUAUGCAGAAGAGAGGGACCCCAGUGAAUCGUAUUCCCAUCAUGGCCAAGCAGGUGUUGGAUCUGUACACGCUCUACAAGCUGGUCACAGAAAAAGGCGGCUUAGUGGAGGUCAUCAAUAAGAAGAUAUGGCGUGAGAUCACCAAAGGCCUCAACCUCCCUACCUCCAUCACCAGUGCAGCUUUCACCCUGCGAACACAGUAUAUGAAGUACCUCUACCCUUACGAAUGUGAAAAGAGGCGUCUGAGCUCCCCCGGAGAGCUCCAGGCAGCUAUCGACAGUAACCGCCGCGAGGGGCGUCGCCAGAGCUACCGGUCGGCCAUCUUUAACUACUCUCCAGCAGGGACCCCCUCCAUCCUCUCCUCCCCCAAGAUGAGCAUGCCUCACCUGGCCAUGUCCACCCACAACGGAGCACACCUGACCCAGAGACACAACAUCAAGAAAGAGGAUGGCCUGAUGGCAGGCUGUCUGAAGGGCCGUGUUGGGGAGAUGCCCAUGUCUCUGGGAGGGCACCACGGGGCGGAAGCUCAGACCGUGGCGGCUGCAGCAGUACAGGCUGCAGCGUUGGAGCAGCUGAGGGAGAAGCUGGAGAGCGGGGAGCCGCCAGAGAAGAAGAUGAUGAUGGAGCAACAGAGGCUCAUGCAGCAUGCGCUGCAGCAGAACCUCCUCACCAUGGCAACACAGCUGCCCAUGAACAUCAAGCUGAACAACAUGAGAGAUGACAGACAAGAGGCUCCAUUGAACCUGUCUACCGCCGGCAUUAGCAGCAUCAACAUGUCAAUAGAAAUAAAUGGAGUUGUCUACACAGGUGUUCUGUUUGCCAGGAAGCCCCCAAUACCCAUGAUGCUGGGUGGUCACAAGAACCAGAACCACACCUCCUCUCAGGGAAAGACCAGUCUGGGGAUGAACUCCUCCUGCAUACAGAUCCAACCGUCCUGCUCUUCCUCCUCCUCCUCCUCCACAUCCUCGGUCCACAGACACGGAAACUCCUCCCCCUGAGCUGUCCCACCCACAGCCCCACCCACUCACUCUAAACCCCGCCCCCCAUCCUCCCCCAAAGACAGCAGUCUGAGAUACCUGAAGACUAUUAUAUUAUAAUUAUUAUUAUAGAUCUAUUGUCUUUUCCCUCUUCCUCCUCC